Molecule: messenger RNA, 771 nt
Organism: Procambarus clarkii (red swamp crayfish)
Lineage: Eukaryota; Metazoa; Arthropoda; Malacostraca; Decapoda; Cambaridae
Product: piggyBac transposable element-derived protein 4-like
Source: RefSeq, a predicted model, not a curated record
AUGUCAUGGAGGGGCCAGCUAGCUUUCAAGGUUUGUAAUCCAAAUAAACCUGAUAAGUAUGGAGUGAAGCUGUACAUGCUAGCUGAAGCCAAACAUGGUUAUGUCUAUGAUUUUGAGGUGUAUGCAGGAAUUGGGAAGACAACAACUGAAACGGUUAUGGGUUUGAUGGAAUCACUGAAGAACAAAGGUUACCAUUUAUUUAUGGAUAACUACUAUAACUCUGCUCAACUGAGUGAAAAGCUCCUUGAAGAAGGUGUAUACACCUGUGGUACUCUCAGAUUGCAGUGUGGUGCCCCAAAAGAUCUUCAGCUUCAAGCAAAGGGUAAACUGCCAGUAGAUAAAACAGUAUUCCGACAUAAGGACAAUACUUUUACAAUUCUGUGCAAGGAUAAGCGAGUUGCUUCACUCAUCACAACUUCCCACAAUGCAGAUACACAACAAGUGGAACGAAGGAAACGUGUACACAAACCUGACGGAACAUCUUCAUUGCAACAAGUCACUGUGAACAAACCAAAUCCAAUCUGUGACUACAAUAACAACAUGAAAGGUGUUGAUCACUUCGACCAAACAGUCAGAUAUCAUUUCACAUGGAAAUGUCACAAGUGGACGAAGAAAAUCAUGUUCUACUUUAUGCAAAUGGCUAUCCAUAAUGCUUUUGUGUUAUACCAGUACUAUACAACCGAUACAAAGAAACUCACAUUGCUACAGUUCCAUAAAGUCAUCAUUUGGUCACUACUGAAUUUUGACCAAGAAGUGGCCUUUCCAAAAUGA